Bufo bufo (common toad) is the source of this 2786-nucleotide messenger RNA. Its product is annotated as solute carrier family 15 member 2-like. Gene Ontology annotation, biological process: oligopeptide transport; transmembrane transport. Gene Ontology annotation, cellular component: membrane. The record is from RefSeq and is a predicted model, not a curated record. The coding region runs from base 20 to 2203 and encodes 727 amino acids. Gene Ontology annotation, molecular function: dipeptide transmembrane transporter activity. The transcript is spliced from 22 exons. Lineage: Eukaryota; Metazoa; Chordata; Amphibia; Anura; Bufonidae.
CUUUGGAGAGUGCGGCAGGAUGUCUGGACCCAUAGAUGACCCGUUUGUUCUGUCUCUCCCAGGGAAAAAGUCCGGAGUGGGGAAAUUCUUUGCCAAAGAGUCAAGUCCCACCAGGAAAGUGCCGUCAUUAUGUGGAACCAACUACCCCCUGAGUAUUAUGUUCAUCAUCGUGAACGAGUUCUGCGAACGAUUCUCAUACUAUGGCAUGAAAGCCGUCCUCACCCUGUAUUUCGUGAAUUAUCUGCACUGGGAUAGGAACUUGUCCACCACCGUCUACCACGCCUUCAGUGGUCUCUGCUACUUCACCCCCAUUAUUGGCGCCCCCAUUGCUGACGCUUGGCUGGGAAAAUUCAACACCAUAUUUUGGCUCUCCAUCCUGUACGUCAUUGGUCAUGUGAUCAAAUCCGUGGGCGCCAUUCCAACGGUGGGGAACACAGAGGUGCACGUGGCGCUGUCUAUCAUCGGGCUGAUCGCCAUUGCAUUUGGUACUGGUGGGAUUAAGCCGUGCGUCUCUGCCUUCGGAGGUGACCAGUUCAAGGAAGAACAUGUACAAGAAAGAGCCAAGUUCUUCUCCAUCUUCUACUUGGCCAUCAACGCCGGGAGUCUCAUCUCCACCUUUGUGACCCCUGUGCUCCGAGGAGACGUCCAGUGUUUCGGCACGGAUUGCUACGCGUUGGCGUUCGGAGUCCCAGCUGCACUGAUGUUAUUUGCACUCAUUGUGUUUGUCAGCGGCAGCGGCAUGUACCAGAAGUAUCCGCCGCAGGGGAACAUAUUGGGCUCGGUCUUCAAGUGCAUUGGUUUUGCCAUCAAGAACCGCUGGAACCAUCGCUCCAAAGAACAUCCCAAGAGGGAGCACUGGCUGGACUGGGCCAGCGAGAAGUAUACGAAAAAACUGAUCACAGAAGUGAAGAUGGUGACGAAGGUCCUGUUCCUGUACAUCCCUCUGCCCAUGUUCUGGGCGCUCUUCGACCAGCAGGGAUCCCGCUGGACUCUACAGGCUACAAGAAUGAACCUGGAUUUUAAAGGAUUCGUGGCUCAGCCCGACCAGCUACAGAUCCUGAACCCUCUCCUCAUCCUCAUCCUCAUCCCCGUCUUUGACCUCGGCAUCUACCCUCUGGUCAAACUCUGCAAGAUCAACUUCAAGCCUAUUCCCAAGAUGGCAAUUGGUAUGAUCAUAGCAGCCCUGGCGUUCGUAGUGGCCACAGUGGUAGAGAUCAAAAUCAUAGAAACAAUUCCAGUGGCUCCAAAAGCCGGAGAAAGUUUUCUGCAAGUCAUGAAUUUUGCUGACAGCGAAGUGACAGUCAAUGGUACGAUGCAAGUGCCGGCGCUGGACCUCAAAGACUUCAAGGAUCCACAAUACCUGACUCUGAAUUUCGCUGGCACACAGAAUGUGACUAUCAGUCUGGGGGACAAACAGUUCUGCUCCAUUCAGAUCAAAGAAGCAACAACAUAUUCUCUGGCUGUAGAUGGCAGAAAAUGCAUAGCAGUUACAGAUCCCAAUGAAAAACCAGAGAACGGCUUAGCGGCUGUGAGGUUCCUCAAUAUGCUGGAUGAGAGGGUCUCCAAUAUCUCAUUCUCGGGAGAACUCGUCCACGCCGAACCAAACUCCACGACCAAUUACACAACGCUGAAGAGAGGGAAAGUCAUGGCCACGGCUCUCAUAGGUGCCACAGAAUACUCCAUUGACUUGGGGCUGCUGGAUUUCGGAGGAGCGUACACCGCUGUAUUGAGAUCAAACAACCCCACUGACAAAGUGAUUGAAGCCGUUGUAGUAGAGGACGUUGCGGCAAACAGUUUUCACGUUGCAUGGCAGAUUCCGCAGUACUUUCUCCUCAGUGCCGGGGAAGUCAUGUUCUCCAUCACAGGCCUGGAAUUCUCAUAUACUCAGGCUCCAUCCAGCAUGAAGUCCGUCCUCCAGGCCGGGUGGCUGCUGACAGUCGCGUUUGGCAACGUGAUUGUGCUGAUCGUUGCUCAGGCAGCAACCCUGGAACAGUGGGCGGAGUUUGUCCUCUUUGCCGGUCUUCUGAUCGCCGUCUCCAUCAUCUUCUCGAUUAUGGGCUAUUUCUAUGUUCCUGUAAAUCCUGACGACUUGAAGGAAGAGGAUGAGAAGGCGGACAUUGACCAGGAUGAGAAGAAGAAGGUUCCCGACUUCUACGAAAUGGUUCCAGAGGGAAACUAUGAGGAGAAGAAAACGAAGAUCUAGAGGGACGGAGGCAGGACAAGCUGCGGCGACUGGGGGGGUCAUUAUUAGAAGUUGUGAGGCAACAACAGGAGUAUCAGUGGGAAGCAGCAUCAAUCUGUGACGCCGCUGCCCGCCCCGAUCAUAUAUUCACAUUCAUCUACUUCCUCCAAGGAGAUUCUUCUUCUGUUCUUCCUUACGAUGAACUCGACUCUCGUCCAGGAUGUCUCCUCCACGUCCCUCUGUUGUACCGCACUUUAUAAACACAAGAGACGAAACAAUCUGGGUAAUUGCUGCACGUUGUACAGUCUCAUGUCAUUACCUUUAAUCAGAGGAAAGCAGCGUGACGCUUGGGGCCUUGGUUGGGGUCCUAAAAUCUGUUUUUGGGUCCCAGAACAGUCUAGGUCGCACUUGGGGCCCCAUGCAGCGCUGACAUAAAUCAUUUACAUUGUUGUAAAUAUUGUCAUGCAUUUUAUGGGAUACUGUGAUACAUUGCAAGGAAUCUAUGAAACAUUGUACAGAAUACUGUGAUACAUUAUAUAAGGAAUCUAUGAUACAUUAUACGGAAUACUGUGAUACAUUGUACUGUUUACAAAUAAACACAGAA